AUGGUGGCAGGUGCAUCAGAACUUUGUGGUUUCCUUGAUUCAAUGAAUAUUAGAAGGGGACUAAUCACUCGAAAUGUCAAGGCAGCAGUUGAUUUGUUUCAUCAACACUUUGGGAUCACAUUUUGUCCAGCACUGAGCAGGGAAUUUCGUCCUUAUAAACCAGACCCAGCUCCACUGCUGCAUAUCUGUACAACCUGGGAAUUUCAACCAAGUGAAGUUAUGAUGAUCGGUGACAGCCUUAAAGACGACGUGGCUUGUGGGAAACGAGCAGGAGCUUUUACAUGCUUGCUUGAUGAAACAGGGAGGUAUGAUUCUCCGGUACAUGCCACCAUGGCUUAUAAACCAGAUUACAAGGUGUCUUCUCUUGCUCAGGUUUCUUCACUAUUGGAAGCAAAUUUUGACCUGACACCCUAA
Messenger RNA from Ilex paraguariensis (yerba mate), 414 nucleotides. The record is from the annotation of a GenBank genome assembly. NCBI's taxonomy places the organism in Eukaryota, Viridiplantae, Streptophyta, Magnoliopsida, Aquifoliales, Aquifoliaceae.